UCUAUUCAUUUUAUAAUAUGUAAUCAAAAGUUUAUUUUCUCAUAAUAAUUAUUAAUAAGAAUCUCGUUGGAAAUUAAUAAGUAAUGGCUCGGAAAGAAGAACCGAAAAUUCAACCAAAUAAUGAUUUGGAAAAGAAGAUAAUGGAAGCAUUUGAAGUAUUCGAUCACUCUGCGAAACAAGUAGUGGACGUACGAGAAAUAGGAACUAUUCUUCGCUCUUUAGGAUGCUGUCCGACCGAAGCUGAGAUUCAGGAAGUAAUCUUAGCGACUGAAAACAAAGAGGCGACUGGCAACGUGCCUUUAACGAAUUUCUUGCCUUACAUGUGUAAAGUUAUGUUGGAGCACAGAUAUUAUCCAGCCAGCGCAGAAAUGCUUCUAGCCGCUUUCAGAUACUUUGAUAAGGAGGGAAAAGGAUACUUGACGAAAGAGAAAUUCUCUCAACUGAUGUUGGAAGAAGGCGAGCCUUUUACCCAGGUCUAA
Diatraea saccharalis (sugarcane borer) is the source of this 479-nucleotide messenger RNA. Lineage: Eukaryota; Metazoa; Arthropoda; Insecta; Lepidoptera; Crambidae. The record is from the annotation of a GenBank genome assembly.